AUGCUGAGGGUGCGGGGGGGCAGACGGGAGGCAGCUGACCUCCCGAUCCAGGAAGCUCCCCCAGGCCUGUGGGACGCUGGCCCCUGGGGACAGGAGGGCAAGUGGCUGGAGGCCUCCGGGUAUGGGCUCGGCCCCAGGCCUACGCAGGCGCAGACAGAGAAGCUCUGGCUUCGAGGUCAGGAGGGCACAGAGGAGCAGACAGAUAGGUGGCUGAGUGGCCUCUCCUCCUCCCGCAGGCCACGCACCAUGAGGGUCCGUGUGUGCCCCUGCCUCGGGGUCAGCCUCUGGCUGUGGCUGGGUGUCACCCUGGGACUCGGCCAGGGACAAGCAAGCGGCCGCCUGAGGCUGGCGGUGCUGCCUGAGGACCGGCUGCAGAUGAAGUGGAGGGAGUCGGAGGGGAGCAGCCUCGGCUACCUGGUGCAGGUGAAGCCCAGGGCAGGGGACCUGGAGCAGGAGGUGCUGCCGACUACCAAGGCCCCCCAGGCCGCGGUGGGGGGCCUGAGCCCCUCCCAGGGGCUCACCUUGCAGACCUUCGAGCUCACGGGCUCGGGGAAUGUCCUGCUGGCUCGGAGGCAGUUUGUGAUCAAAGAUUUGAAGAGUAACCCUGUGGGUGUGAGCGGCCGGAGGCCACUGGGGGCAGCCCUGGAGCCCACCCCCUCCCACGUGGGGAGCCCAGACCUUGGGCCGCCCGUGGCCUUGGCCCCAAGCCAAGGCCCUCCUUGCCCAGCCGGACCCCAGUUCCGCUGCGCGUCCCCCACACCCGUGGACGUGAUCUUCCUGGUGGAUGGGUCCUGGAGUAUCGGUCACAGUCACUUCCAGCAGGUCAAAGACUUCCUGGCCAGCAUCAUCGAGCCCUUUGAAAUCGGGCCAGACAAAGUCCAAGUAGGCCUGACUCAGUACAGCGGGGACCCCCACACCGAGUGGGACCUGAAUGCCUUUGGCUCCAAGGAGGAGGUGCUGGCCGCCGUGCGUGGCCUCCACUACAGAGGGGGAAACACGUUCACAGGCCUGGCCCUCACCCACGUGCUGGAGCACAACCUGAAGCCCGUAGCGGGUCUCCGUCCGGAGGCGGCCAAGCUGGUGAUUCUGGUGACGGACGGCAAGUCCCAGGACGAUGCCCGCACUGCUGGCCACGUGCUCAAGGGUCUGGGCGUCGACGUCUUCGCCGUGGGCGUGAAGAACGCCGACGAUGCUGAGCUGAGGCUCCUGGCGUCCCAGCCUCUGGACGUCACCGUCCACGGCGUGCAGGACUUGCCCCAGCUCGGCACGCUGGCCGGCCUGCUCAGCCGCCUCGUCUGCCGGGAGGUCCGGGGCAGGCGCCUGCGCGGGGGCCCAGUUACACCGGCCGCAGCCGCUCCGGCCCUGCACCCCCUUUCCGCUCCCACCGGCCUCGUCCUGACCCGGGUGACCUCCUCCAGCAUCCACCUGUCCUGGACCCCAGCCCCGCGGCCACCCCUCAAGUACCUAGUCGUGUUGCGGCCUUCUAAGGGCGGCGCCCCCAGGGAGGUGGUGGUGGAGGCGCCCACCUCGUCGGCAGAGCUGCACAGCCUGACCUCCAGCACGGAGUACCUGGUCUCCGUGCUCCCCGUCUACAAGGCCGGCGUCGGUGAGGGCCUGCAGGGCCUGGUGACCACAGCGCCCCUGCCCCCACCCCAGGCGCUGACCCUGGCCGCCGUGAUGCCCAGAGCCAUCCACCUCACCUGGCAGCCCUCGGCAGGGGCCACCCAGUACCUGGUGCAGUGCUCGCCCACCUCCCCCAGGGGCAAGGAGGAGGGGAGAGAGGUGCGGGUGGGGCAGCCAGAGGCGCUGCUGGAUGGGCUGGCCCCAGGCAGGGAGUACAAGGUGUGGGUGCAGAGCCUGCGAGGGGCAGAGACCAGCGAGGCCCAGAGCAUCCGCGCCAGGACCCCCGCCCUGGUCCCCCCCAGACACCUGAGCUUCUCGGACGUGAGCCAUGACUCGGCCCGAGUGUCCUGGGAGGGCACCGCGAGGCCUGUGCGCCUGUUCAGGGUCAGCUACGUCUCGAGCAAGGGCGGCCGCUCGGGACAGACGGAGGCUCCUGGGAACGCCACCGCGGUCACUCUGGGCCCCCUCUCCUCCACCACCUACACGGUCCGCGUCACCUGCCUCUACCCUGGGGGCAGGUCCUCCACACUGACUGGCCGCCUGACCACACGGAAGGUCCCCAGCCCGAGCCAGCUGUCGGUGACAGAGCUGCCAGGGGACGAAGUCCAGCUGGAGUGGGCGGCCGCAGUGGCGUCCGGUGUGCUUGUCUACCAGAUCACGUGGACGCCCGUGGGAGAGGGGAAGGCCCAUAAGAUCUCCGUCCCGGGGAACCUGGGCACGGCCGUCCUGCCCGGCCUGGGGAGGCACUCGGAGUAUGAGAUCACCAUGCUGGCCUACUACAGGGACGGAGCCCGCAGCGACCCCGUGUCCCUCCGCUACACCCCCCGUACAGUCAGCCGGAGCCCACCCUCCAACCUGGCCCUGGCCUCGGAGUCGCCCGACAGCCUGCGGGUCAGCUGGACGCCCCCGAGUGGCCAUGUCCUCCACUACCAGCUGUCCUACGCGCUGGCCUCAGGCUCGGGACCCGAGAAGUCGAUCUCCAUUCCAGGAGCCAGAAGCCAUGUGACUCUUCCUGACCUGCUGGCGGCCACCAAGUACCGGGUCCUGGUCUCAGCCGUCUACGGAGCAGGGAAGAGUGUGGCAGUGUCUGCCGCGGGCUGGACGGCCUGCCCGGCCCUCCACCCGGAUGGCUCCCUCCCAGGCUUUGACCUGAUGGCAGCCUUCGGGCUGGUGGAGAAGGAGUAUGCCUCUAUCCGUGGCGUGGCCAUGGAGCUCUCGGCCUUUGGCCCCGUCAGGACCUUCACGCUCUUCAAGGAUGCUCAGCUGACCCGCCGGGCCAGCGACAUCCACCUGGCCACCCUCCCCACGGAACACACAGUCGUCUUCCUCCUGCGCCUGCUCCCCGAGACGCCCCGCGAGGUGUUCGCGCUGUGGCAGGUGGCGGCCGAAGACUUCCAGCCCGUCCUGGGGGUCCUGCUGGACGCCAGCAGAAAGUCGUUGACCUACUUCAACCGUGACCCCAGGGCCACCUUGCAGGAGGUCACCUUCGACCUGCCCGAAGUGAGGAGGAUAUUCUUUGGGAGCUUCCACAAGGUGCACGUAGCCGUGGGCCGCUCCAAGGUCAGGCUCUACGUGGACUGCCGGAAGGUGGCUGAGAAGCCCACAGGGGAGGCCGGCAGCCUGCCCACCGCCGGCUUCGUCACGCUGGGGAGACUGGCCAAGGCCCGGGGCCCCCGGAGCAGCUCAGCCUCGUUCCAGCUCCAGAUGCUACAGAUUGUGUGCAGUGACUCCUGGGCAGAGGAGGACAGGUGCUGCGAGCUCCCGGCUUCGAAGGAUGGAGAGACCUGCCCUGCCUUCCCUUCUGUCUGUGCAUGUUCCUCGCAGACCCCUGGGCCCCCGGGCCCCCAAGGACCUCCUGGCCACCCCGGGAGGGUCGGAGCCCCAGGAGAGCAGGGCUUCCCAGGGCCCAGGGGUCCACCAGGGGUCAAAGGAGAGAAGGGAGACCAUGGACGCCCCGGCUUUCAGGGCCACCCCGGCCUCCAGGGCACCCCUGGGAAGGUUGGCGUCCAGGGACCAAAGGGAAUGAGAGGCCUGGAGGGGACUGCUGGCCUGCCCGGACCCCCUGGCCCUAGGGGCUUCCAGGGCACGGCGGGGGCCAGAGGCAGCAGCGGGGAGCGAGGACCCCCGGGGGCUGUGGGGCCCACGGGGCUGCCGGGGCCCAAGGGGGAGCGAGGACAGAAGGGCGAGCCACAGUCCUUGGCCACCAUCUACCAGCUCGUGGGCCAGGCCUGCGAGUCUGCCAUCCAGACGCACGGCGAGCCACAGUCCUUGGCCACCAUCUACCAGCUCGUGGGCCAGGCCUGCGAGUCUGCCAUCCAGACGCACGUGCUGAAGCUCCACGAGAGCACCCGGCCCCCCCCGGCCCAUCUUGGAGGCCCCCGGGGCCUUCGGCACGCGCAGCGAGGCCCGGCUCCCUGGAGGGGGGGGCACGGUGGCCCCCGCCCUGAGGACAGAGGUCAGCAUAGGACCCUCAAGAAAGGAAAGCACUGCCACCUGCACCCCUUGGGCCGGCACACCCCUCCUUCCCCUUGGCUGAGCCUGGAGCCCUCAGUCCGACAGGCAGCCCUGGGCCGCAUGGGGGAGCGGUGGGGGGGUGCCAGCAGCGGGGAAGGUCGUGCAGGCCUCCCCCUCCCUCCGACCAGCCUGGACGCCACGGUCUGUGCAGCGACCGCUCCCCCCGGCUCCCCGUCCACCUGGGAAGCUCGCCAGGCAGCCGUGGGCCCUGGGCCCAAGCAGUUCCCUGAACACCAGGAAGAACUGGGGGCGGGGCCGGUGAAGGCUCUGAGAAAAGAGCAUCUGCAGCUGGGCACCCCCCAGGGCUCCCCACAGCUGCCCCAUAUCUGGCGCUGGAUCCGCUUACGUAGGAGGAUUGAGGCGCUGACAUCUGAGAUCUGCGUCCUGGCUGCGUCCUCGGGGGCCUGGCCCUUUCCCCCUCCGCCGCCAGGUCCUGGGUCCUGGUGA
Messenger RNA from Physeter macrocephalus (sperm whale), 4584 nucleotides. RefSeq names its product collagen type XX alpha 1 chain (gene COL20A1). Lineage: Eukaryota; Metazoa; Chordata; Mammalia; Artiodactyla; Physeteridae. Gene Ontology annotation, molecular function: protein binding. The record is from RefSeq and is a predicted model, not a curated record.